AUGGACCUGGGUGAAAGCGAUGAGGACACCUGGGACAUCACCUUCUCGGACGAGCACAUCCGUGCGAUCUGCGCCAACGCCGUUGCUGAGCAGCUCAAGGACUUCAAGAAGGAGGUGGACUCGGAGUCGGUCGCCACGGAGUCGAAGACGAUCGCCGACUCUUUCAAGACUAAUGUCGGCAAGUGUUUCUCUCAGUGCCAGAGGGGCCUCGAGGAGCUGCCGCGCAAGCUGGACAAGCAGAUCCAGGACACGCUCUCAACCUUCGCUUGGACGAACUACGGCGGCGUGGACACGAAGGUUGGGACUCACACAAAAGAUAUUCAGGAGCUCAAGGAUGCAGUCAAGCAGUUGCAGGCGGAGCUGGCCGUGGCGAACCGGCGUCCGUCUAAACUUGUGGUGUUCUCGUCUGCCUUCGAGCGGGAGGUGGACUACUCGGUCAUCAGGUUCAAUGCGGGCAAGCUGGUGUCGAAGGCCAAGGUGCAGGAGGCGCUGCAACCGUGUCUGGAAGUCGACGCAGGUUUCGCUGCUGGCUGGUGGUCGAUUGAAUGCCGUGAUGUCCUGUCGCGUGUUUUCGCUGCUCGUGUCGUUGAGGGUGAAGGCUUGGCUGCUCGUCGUGCGGCAAAGGCGCUCUCCAUGCUCAGGGUGGACGGGCAGUGGCGACAGUUCGAUAUCGAGGCACGCAGCGGCGGGGGCACGACCAAGCUGCGCGCCAGCGCGGACAAGAACCCGCGCACCAUCAAGCUGGAGAUCACGGGCCGCAAGGUCAAAGGCUUGCUCACCACCUUCCUGGGCAACUCGUAUCGUCUCUUCUUCGGCCGCGAAAGGGGCUGGCUGUCUGUGGGAUGGGACCCACUUCUCAAGCUGGACGUGUUCGAGGGGCGCACCCCGACGGAGGUCAAGUGGAAAGUUGCCACGAUCAACAAGCUGGGCCUCGACAAGGACCGCCUCGCUGAGGCGAUCAGCAGCGCUGCGGAGCUUGAUCAGGAGCCGCAGCG
This is a messenger RNA of Prorocentrum cordatum, 995 nucleotides long. NCBI's taxonomy places the organism in Eukaryota, Dinophyceae, Prorocentrales, Prorocentraceae. The record is from the annotation of a GenBank genome assembly.